AUGUCCGACACAAUUGAUUUGGAGAGGAACAAUCUCUGUACAACACAAGACGCAUUUGAAAAUUUUCAAGCGGUAUCCAUGUACGAAGAAAGUGAAUGUAUUGUUUUGCCUAAUACAUCAAUCACCCAGCCGGAGACUGCAGGAUCGACAAAUGCAUUAAAAGAGUUAUCAUGUGACACCGAAAUCGAAAUAUCUUCGACAGUUGAUGAUCAAUUGCAAAGUGUAAAUAGUACAUCAAAACCGUAUAAAGAAACGAAAAAAUCCAUAAAGGUAAGUUCGGAAAGGAAAGUGCUUUGUAGUAAGUCAUUGAAGUCGAUUGCUCGGAAAAAUAAGAGAGGUAGGAAAAAGAAAAAUGUGAAUGGUAACAAUGGGACCGCCGGUGAAAAUAUAACACCUGUACCUAUAUCACAUACAAGUGAUAUUGCCGAAGAUGUAGCUAUGGACGAAAAAGACAGUGUUAUUCGAGAUCCCCAAGUAAGCACUACACAGGGCAGUUCAGGAACUAUUGAAGAAAAGAUUUCAUUUAAAACUGUUUCAAAAAAAGGUAUUAAUAAAAGCCAUAACAAAAAAAUUAGUACAGGUAAAAGAGGAAGACCAAGACUUAGUGAUAAGCCUGUACCUGAAUCCCACAAAUUCAAAAACAAUGAAAGUGAAAGCAAAAGCAAAAGUAAUAAAGGCAGGCGUGGGCGACCAAAGAAAUUAAGUAAAGUACUGGAUACAAAUUUAAUACCAGAAAAUAUUGAAAGUGAAAUACAAACUGAAAGUACUCUGAAACUUACUAAACAUGUCGAUAUGAAUUUAGUCCCAAAAGAUUUACCAUUAGUGAAAUUGAAAAAUGGAAAGUCAUUAGAUGAAUGUAAUAAAGAAGUGGGUUGUGAUGCUGGUAGAUUAGAGAAGCAAAAAUCUAUUAAAAAGAAUAUGUCACCAGAAAAAAUGCUUAGUAAUCCAGAGUGUGUACCAGAUUCAGGGUUAAAAGAAAGUCAAGGCAUUGUAGAGAAUAUUUCUAGUAAUAAAGAUGUGAACAAUUUAAAUGAACAAACUGAACAUGCUGAAAUUAAAUGUAACAUAAAUAAUGCUACAGAGGUUUGUGAAGACAGUUUAUCAAAAAAUAAUUUUCCCGAUGAUGAUGAGGCAGAUGAUAUUUGCUUAAGUAAGCUAAAAGAAACCCUUGAUACUUCCAAGAGUGAAAAGCUACCUGUGAGAACUGAAGAGCAAUCUAUAAAUUCAUUAGACAUUAAUGUGAAUGAAAAUGAUGUAGUGAAUGGUAAUUCUAUUAAGAGGGACUCUAAAAUGCCAAAUAUGACAGACAAUGAAUACAAUACUAAUAACAGUAUUGUUGCAAAUGAACAAAUUAUGAGUGAUGUAGAUAAUGCUGUAAAAGGUGAUCAUAAUCUGUCUUCCAUAGUUGAAAGUUCUAGCGGAAGACCUUUGCGAAGAAAGGGUAAACCAAAUUUACAUUAUGAUGAAGAUUCUGAUGAAGAUCCUUUUGCAAAUGUAGAGUUAUCUGACGAUGAUGGUGAACCUAGAAGAUCCAAAAAGGGAAGGUGUUAUUCCGAUGAUGAAUAUAUACCUGGUAGAAAGCGUGGACGAAUUUCUUCAUCAGAUACAACAGACAGCGAUAUAGACAAAAAUGAAGAAGAAUUGAAGAAAACGAAAAGGAAACGUGUUAAUAAUAAGAAUAUCAAGAAAAGAGAAAAGAAGCAUAAAGACAAAAAUAUAGAAACACCAAGAGGGGACACUAGUCAGUCAAUGGAUAUGCCAUUAACAGCAGAUGAAAAUAGUCAGAAAGAAGAUGGUGUUGAUGUUGGUGUAGAAGGUAAAGUUAUUAAAAUAGAUGAUGACUAUUCCUCUACACCUUCUAAUGUGUGGGGCACAACUCAUGAGUUUGAAAAUUUCUUAGCAAAAAAAAUUCAAGGCACAAAUUUAAAAAUUCAGAAGGUGUCAAACAUCCAACCCAGAGCAAUAACACCUUUAGAAAUUCCGGUUAUUGAUCCAAACAUGGUUAAAAAAACAAUUGAGAUGAGUGCUCAAACAAAUGCUAUUCAAACAGCAACUGCAGCAGUACAAACAACUACACCAUAUGACAUUCCAAUGAAAACAAAUGUUCCCCUUUCAGCAGAACAAGCUGAAAAGGCAUGUGAAUUUUUGAAAGAUAUUGUAAAAACAACUUCCGAAUUAGGUGAACUAAUGACUCAAAAAUCGGAAGACUUUAUUCAGAAGAAAAUUAAUACAAAGCAUGUUACUGACACAUUUAAAAUGGAUUACUGUGUAAGAAAAUCAUUUUUAUUAUUUAAACUUGCAAAGCAUAAUUUGAUGCAAAUGGAAGAAGAUUUAUCAAAACAAUAUGAAGAAUUUUUGAAGAAAAAUGAUUUGCUGCAAUAUAGGGAGGUGCCAAAACAUAUUACACCUCAAAUAAAGUUGAUUGAUAGUGACAGUGACUGUGAGAUCGUAGAGGAUACAGACUCCAAAAUAAAUUCAAAAGCCAAGGAACAGCCAAAAUUCAAUCUCAAAACUGUAUUCCUCAAUAAAGAAUUAUCAAUAAAAAUAGCCAAAAAGCCAAAUGAGGAACCAAAAGGCAAAGACAAAAUUAAUAUUAAAGGCAAGCGUACUGUAUGGCUUAAUGACUCUGUGAUGGUAAAAAAAGUGCAACCAAAACAGUCUUUUUUAGCCCAGGACAGCCGCAAUAAAAAACCCCCUGAUACAUAUGUCACUUAUAAAAUGGUGAGCGAUUUUUUUAAAGAUUAUUACUAUCAGACUGCAAAAUCAAUUUGUGCUCCAUUUAUUACCACAGAAUGGUUUUACUUAAACGAAAAUAAUGUUCCCUGCAAUUACUUUUAUAUAAGACCAUCAGAAUUUAAUAUUAGUCCUGGUUAUUUUCAAAAUGGUGAAUCAACAAAUAACAUAGAUGCCUCAGAAUCUGACAUCAAUACAAAUGGACAAUCUAGUGACAAUGUUAAUGAUAGAACUUAUCCAAAGGCAUUACUUUCAUUAUGUGUUCAAGUUCUUCAAAACAGUAUGCUUCACACCAUAAACAAUGGAAGGUAUCAGGAAGAAGUCUGCGGUAAUACAAAUAAUAUUGCAGAUUAUAAGCGAGACAACCCAGAAUCAUUGUUUCGGUUAUGUGUAAAUAACAUAAAGUGUAUAUUAAGUGAAGACAAUGGCAAGAGGACAUGGUCAAAAUUACCAAACAGUAAGGGUUUUAUAGUUGAAGAAAAAAGUGUUCAAGUUCUACAUAAUAAUAUGCUUCACACCGUAAACGAUCAAGGGUAUCAGGAAGAAGUCAGCGAUAAUACUAAUAAUAUUGCAGAUUAUAAGCGAGAUAACCCAGAAUCAUUGUUUCGGUUAUGUGUAAAUAACAUAAGAUGUACAUUAAGUGAAAACAACAGCAAGAGGACAUGGUCAAAAUUACCGAAUACUGAGAGUUUUAUAGUUGAAGAAAAAAUUAGCUCACUAAAAACUUUAUGUUACAAAAUAAUUGUUAAACAAAUUUUUACACCAUUCGCUAUAAGCAAUAACUGUAACAUCUUGCUGCCACAUAAAUUUCAUGAUAAUCAUAAAAGAAAUACAGUUAAUUCAUUAUUCUCACUAUGUGUAAACAUUGUGCAAAAAAGUCAAAAGACAAAUAACAAUUAUAAGAAUAAGAGUAAUGAAGUUCAUUUAUAUUCACCAUGUUCUUUGAAAUAUAUAACUCUUUCUUGCAUAUUAUCUCUAAUGAAAAAUAAUGAGAAAAAGAAUCAAGAAAGUACAGUGAUUUGUAAUUUAAAUAUUGAAGAAAGUCAUGGGUUUUUAAACAAUAAUAAUGAGAAAUUUGCAACUGAUAUGCAUUUUAUAAAAAGUAGUGAAAAACAAAAAUUACUUCAAAAGAAUAACACAUUGGAAGAUAUUGAAAAGUGUAAUUCUGUGAAAAAUAAAAUAAAAAAAUUGUCCAAAAUUUGUAUUGAAAAAAUUUCUUUAAUUUUUGGUGAAAAUUAUCAAAAUAAAAUGUUAGAAUUUGACUCCAUACAAAUAAAUUCUGUCAACACGGUACCAGAUGAGGUGUUUUCCAGUUUACAAAACAUUUCACCAAGUUUUGAAGAGGGUGCUGUAUCUUGUGAUGUUGAUGAUACAAAUAGUAAUGACGAGGAUAUAUUUGAUGAUUACAGUGAAGAAGUUAAUCUGUUAACAGAACCUUUAUGUCCUUUAAAUGAGACUAGUGAAAAUUCAAGCUUAAUUCAAAUACAAAAAUCAAAUACAGAAAUUAUUAGACCUGAAAUAACUCAAGUGAAAACAGAACCUUUGGAAGAAGACAUUCUAGAAAAUGAAGAAAUUCCAUUUAUAAAAAUAGAACAAGAUGAAAAUGUUGAGGAUUCUAGUUUUAUCCCACUACUUAAUAAUGUAGUGGCUGCAAAACAAGAAAAUGCUUUUCAAUCAACCAAUGAAAAAGUAAAUAAUUGUUAUGAUGAAUCAUUCUUAAACGAAAAAGGAAUGUUGGAUUAUGAUAAUAGAGAAAGCUUUAAUCUUGAACAAAAAGUUUUCAGUCAGAGUUCCCUGAGGGUCCGUAGACAAUUUGAACCUGAUUCUGACACUGAAGCUGAUAAUACUAUGAGCUUACUAGUUCCACACACAUUUGAAUCAUUAAAUAUUGAUAAAGUUAAAAGCACACUUAUGGAAAAUUCUACUUCCGAUGAAGAAACAGUUACACAAAAACGAACACCAAACAAAAAAAAGCUUGAAAGGCGGAAAACUAAAUCAAAGCCUUUAUUAACGAAAAGAAAUAAAGAUGUUUCCAAAGAACUACCAGUGACUAAUGAAGUUGAUUUGUUAGCUGAAAAAAUGCAGGAUAAAUUAAGACAAACAGAAAGAAACACACAAAGUUCUGACUCUGAAACCGAAAAUAUUGCUUUAAGUUUAAGAAGGGAUAGGAAAACAAAAAAAGAUAGCAUAAAAGAAUCUGAUUUUAUAAACAAAACAAUUUUGCCUGAUGAAAUACAGUGUAGUAAUGUAGAUUCUACACAAAAAAUAGUUGAUCAUGUUGAGGAUACAUCCAAAAAUGAUAAUGAAAAUUCGAGUGGUAGUACUUUAAAUAAAAAUGGAUUGAUAGAAUAUAACAAAUAUGUUAAUGAUCUAUAUUCUAGGAUGAAGUUUUCAAGUGAUACAUCAGAAUUAAAAAAUGAUUCAAAAAAGCUGUCAAAUAGUCAAUUUAAUGAAGAAAAUGAAGAUUCAGAUAGGUCAUACUCGCCUGCAAUAAAUACUGAUGAGCCCAUAGAAUUAUUACAAUGUGAACCCAACUUGUCCUUUCUUAGCAAUGAUGUUGAUGACGAAACAGUUUCAACGAAAAACGAUAACCGAGAUGAAAGAUGUCAGGAUACAAAUAAAAUUUUUGAAAAUGACCCUAGCAGUAAAUAUGAAAAAACUAAUAAUCUUUUACCCAUAAACCUUAAUGAGUGGAAAUGUUAUCCUGUUGAUGGUAACGACACUAAAUUGUGUCAAGAAGCUGUUGUGGUUUUAGAAAAAUUACCAGAAGCAUUUGUUGAGACAUAUUUCAAAUAUCAAGAUAUUAUACACCGAGAUAAAGAUGAUAUUGAAGUAGAAAGAUUAACAAACUUACAAUCAUUACAUCGAAUAAAAAAUUUAAAAGUCAAUUCCAAAGCAACAGACAAGCCUAAUGGUAAUAUUUUACGAAAAUCCUUAAAUUCUCGUUCAACCUCGCCAUCUUUAGAUAUUCAUCAAGAUAGUGAUAGCAAAGAAUUAACACCCUCUGAAGACGAGGUAGAUAAUGCUGAUGAAUCGAUCCCACUUGUUCGGCCACAAAUCUCUGAAAACUCUUUGGCAAAGAAUACUCUUAUGGAAGAAGAUAAUGACAAUGAUUUACUACCUGAUAAACCCAUUAAAGAAGAACCAGAAGAUAUUGAAGAAAAGCCAGACUUAGUGACAAUAAAUAACCAAAAACAGCCAAAAAAAAUUAAACACAACCAAGAAAUAAAAGGCAUUAAAACAAAAUUAGCAAUGGAAACAAAAAUAAAGUUAGAAGAUGAGGAACCUCAAGAACCAUUAAUGUUGACAGCAGAUAAAGUGAUGAAUAAAGAACUAACAUUAUUAAACACACCCGUGGUAAUGAGAGAUGACAUCAAUGAUAACCUAUCUAGAAAGAGCUCUUUAAGAAAUAGUUCUAAAAAAGUAUCUAAGAACUCUGGAAACAAAGAUCGCAUAGAACAAGAUCAAUCUUCUGAGGAAGAGGAGAAACAAUGGGUUAGCACUAAAGAAAAACUUCUAAAAAAAAUGGAAAAGAAGCAGGAAGAUUCCAGCAUAGACGAUGCCAAACGCGCAAAGCUUGUUAGUGAAUUCAUAGAAAAAUGUGAAGCGCCAGAGUCGCGUAAAAGGCAUAUCCGCGGACGAGGGACGCGCUCCAGAAAAAAGUUUUGGGAGCGUCAAAAACAACUGAGUGUUCUGUCAAGGGAGCUUUUUGGUGAGUCUUCUGAUGGUUCACCUCUACCAGGAAAGAAAUUUUCACAUGCAUAUGGUAAAGGACGACGCAAUAUAAGAAAGGUUAUAGACAAAAAGUCUUUGGCGAGGAGCACCGUGAUAGCGAAUAUGGAAGAGUUUGAGCGCAAACGUCGACUCAACAUGCGCCAAACAAGACUGAGGGAACUUCUUGGCUGCGAGGAAGGUGUUAAUGUUCUAGUCAUAAACGAUGAAGUUUGUCUCGAAUAUGACUUUGAGGGACAUUGCCCCGUUGUUACCAUUCAUCCUUUCUUUACAAAGGUCAUGAAAGCGCAUCAGUACGAAGGUGUGAAGUUCAUGUGGGACGCUUGCUUCGAGAGCCUGGCGAUGAUAGAGGCGGGUCACCCCGGAGGUGGGUGCAUACUCGCGCACUGCAUGGGGCUCGGCAAGACUUUGCAAGUGUUGGCAUUGCUCCACACGGUAUUGACACACCCGCGUGUCGGCAUGCAACGAGUGUUGGUAUGCUGCCCGCUGUCCACUGUCCUUAACUGGGUCGAUGAGAUUCACAAGUGGAUCGGACCUGUCACAAACAAGCUCAAGUCACGCAAUUUGAAGAGGAGAAUGCAGGUAUUUGAGUUGUCGAAGCUAAAGAAGACUUACGAAAGAGCAUAUCAACUCGAAGACUGGUACAAUGGAGGCGGUAUCUUCAUUAUCGGUUACGAGUUAUUCCGCAACUUGUCAACUUUGGAUCCUGUAUUGGACGGAAUUCGCCCAACAAUAGUCAACAAAAUACGGAUGGCACUGUUGGACCCGGGCCCGGACAUCAUAGUUUGUGACGAAGGCCAUCUCCUAAAGAACGACAGUUCGGUGCUCGCGGUCGCUAUGAGCAGAGUUGCGACCAAACGACGCAUAGUCCUCACCGGGACCCCAAUGCAAAAUAAUCUCCGAGAAUAUUAUUGUAUGGUGAAUUUUGUGAAACCCAAUCUGCUCGGAAGCUAUUCGGAAUAUUCCAACAGAUUCGAGAACCCAAUUAUGAACGGCCAACACCGCGAUUCAAUAGAGGAAGAUAUUAAAUUAAUGAAAGCGAGGACGCACAUCUUACACAAGGUGUUAGAAGGUUGCCUUCAGCGUCAAGAGGCGUCGGUACUAUAUCCGUACCUCCCCAAGAAACACGAAUACACUGUCUUCAUACCUUUGACGAAAUGUCAAAGCGAUCUAUAUAAGCAUUAUUUAACGCAUUACACAAAGUUGGGAAAGCAGAGUAUAUUAAGAGAUUUCCACAUACUGCAGAAGAUAUGGACUCACCCGCAAGUGCUGCAUAAUUUCCAAAUGAAAUCGCGGGAAGUUAACAUUAAAGUGGAGAAGAUAGAAGAUGACCUGGCAAAUGAAGACCUGACGGCCACAGAGGAUAUAAAGCCAGCGCAAACAGAGGUGUGGUGGCUGCAGUACUUAGAAGGGGGCAAUAUGCUCGACUCGUUGGAGAGCUCCAACAAAUUGCUUGCUGUCUUCCGCAUACUCGACGAGUGCCUUGCUCUAGGAGAUAAAGUGCUGUUGUUUUCGACGUCUCUGUUCACAAUGGACACGCUGGAGUAUUUUCUGAAGCGCAUCAACAACUGGAGCUUAGGCCGCGAGUACUACCGGCUGGACGGUUCCGUGCCCGCCGAGGUGCGUCAGAAAUGGUGCCGCGAGUUCAACGCCGACAGCAACCAGAUAACCAAAUUAUUCCUUAUAUCAACUCGGGCUGGCUCGCUGGGGCUCAACAUGACGGCAGCUAACCGUGUCAUUAUUCUUGAUACUUCAUGGAACCCCGCACACGACAUACAGAGUAUCUUUCGAGUUUAUCGAUUUGGUCAGAAGAAGGAUUGCUAUAUAUAUAGGCUAGUCGCUUUGGGUACAAUGGAACAGAAGAUAUACGAGCGUGCCGUGACGAAGCAGGCAGUAGCGUGCCGCGUAGUGGACGAACAACAGAUUGAUCGCCAUUACAAUAUGGAUGAACUCACGGAAUUAUACAAGUUGGACGAGUCGGGGUCGGGCGUGGCGAGCGGCGUGGCGGUGGGCGUGACGGACGUGGCGCUGCUGCGCGGUGCGCGCGACGCGCCGCUUUACGCCGUGCACGAGCACGACUCGCUGCUGCGCGGCUCGGCUGAGCAGCAGCUGCCGGAGCACGAGCGCGCCGCCGCCUGGCUGCAGUUCGAGCAAGAGCAGGCGCACACGCAAAUGAAAAACUUAGGACAGAGUUCGUUUAAAACGCCAACAAAACGACUUCAUGGCCAUGAUUAUGCAAAGUCACCAGUGCAUUCACCCGUUGAAAUCAAAAACGAGAAUGACGCAAAAGUACCAAAAGCAAAAAUCAAACUAAGGUCAAGAAAGACUUGUAAAAAUUAUUUCAAAGAUAGAAUACUUUUAGAAAAAGAACCAAGCACCAGCAAGAAAAUCGUAACUGAUGAUACCACCAAUAAAGAAUCUAUGAUGGUACAACAGAUCAAACACAUAUUAGUCCAAAAUGACUUUCAUAACCGUUACCAUGCCUCCGAUAUAGAGAACUGCGUAACAAAGGUGCGCCAAGUGGUUGACGCUGCUCUUAAAGAAGGCCAUACUAAUGUAAGUGAUACUGUAACGGAAAGUAUAUCAAAGGUAUUACUUAACUCGGAUACAGGUAUCCUUGAUCCCCAAUUUUCGAAAAAUCUAAAAUGGAACAUGGCCAAAUUACCUCAAAUGAUGAGAUAA
This is a messenger RNA of Parnassius apollo (apollo), 9147 nucleotides long. Lineage: Eukaryota; Metazoa; Arthropoda; Insecta; Lepidoptera; Papilionidae. The record is from the annotation of a GenBank genome assembly.